AUGUCUGACGAGCGCCCAUAUAAAGUUCACAUAAUUCGUAAGGAUCAGCAUUUGUAUGAUCAAGAAGUUGACGGCAUAUCAGCUGAUUUCAAAAAAUUGGGUUCACAAAAGCUUGAUCUGUUACAGUAUUUAUCUUUACAUGAUCAUUGGCCCAUCACUAUCGGUUCUGCCGUUGCAGCAUGUGGCAGUGGAUUCGUAGGUGUCUUGAUAAAUCGCCAAAUAGUCAAAAAUUUAUCAUUAAAAUUAGUAACUAGACAAGGUCCGACGAUGGCAUCGUGUUUUAUUGUACCAGUUUUGGCGCAUAUUGCAUUGUACUAUAGUCUUGUUUUACGUGACAUAGCCGGUGACCCUAAUGCGUGUUCAACUUGUUUAGAAAUACGUACAUUAUCAUUGAGUCUUAUAGCGCCUACUAUGGCCACAUCAGUUAGUUUACUGGCAAAUAUAUCCGCUUCUUUACUUCAUAAAUCGAUUAGAUUACCACCUUUACAAUUGAGUGCAUACAAUGAAUGGAUUAAUUUUUUAAAAAAAUAUCCGUUGAGAAAUUUGUCACGUAUUUUCAUAUAUGGAUCUGUAUUUAAUAUGGUAUUAUCAUCAUCUAUACUUUAUGGACAACAAUACUACUGGAAAAAUACAAUUGAAAGAAAAAUUGUUGAAGAAAGACUUAUAACGAGGAAAAGAGUCGUCAAAAAAAGUCUUUAUACAAAAUUCAAAGAUGUUGUAAACAGCUGGAUAAAAUAA
Messenger RNA from Didymodactylos carnosus, 738 nucleotides. Lineage: Eukaryota; Metazoa; Rotifera; Eurotatoria; Philodinida; Philodinidae. The record is from the annotation of a GenBank genome assembly.